Molecule: messenger RNA, 2070 nt
Organism: Geodia barretti
Lineage: Eukaryota; Metazoa; Porifera; Demospongiae; Tetractinellida; Geodiidae
Source: the annotation of a GenBank genome assembly
AUGCCCAACCGAUUGAUUAACGAAACCAGCCCUUACCUGCUCCAACAUGCUAAUAACCCCGUGGAGUGGCAUGCCUGGAAUGAGGAGGCGCUGGCGAGAUCCAGGGAUGAGGACAAACCUAUUCUACUAAGCAUCGGGUAUUCCGCCUGCCACUGGUGCCAUGUGAUGGAGCGGGAGUCCUUUGAGGACGAAUCCAUCGCCAGCUUGAUGAAUGCAAACUUCGUCAACAUUAAGGUGGACCGGGAGGAGCGGCCUGACCUGGACGCCGUUUACAUGGAAGCUGUCCAGAUGCUGACGGGCAGUGGCGGCUGGCCCAUGACCGUUUUCCUCACGCCGGAGUGCAAGCCCUUCUACGGAGGCACCUAUUUUCCGCCAACCGACCGGAUGAAUAUGCCUGGCUUUCCACGGGUCUUGCUAGCAGUUACCGAAGCCUACCGCACAAACCGGAGCGAGGUGGAGCGUGUAACCGGCCAACUGACCGAGCAGAUGGGGCGGUCGGGUCAAUUGCCACAAGGCAACAAUCUCCUUUCUGUGGAUGUUCUUCACGAGGCGUAUUCGCGUCUGGCAGCGAACUUUGAUUACCAGAAUGGCGGCUUUGGGGCUGCCCCAAAGUUUCCGCAGCCCAUGACUCCAGAAUUUCUCCUUCGCUACUACAGCCACGGCUACAAUCCCCGAGCCCUGGAUAUGGUGGAGCUCACGCUACAGAAAAUGGCAUACGGGGGCAUGUACGACCAAUUGGGCGGCGGAUUUCACCGCUACUCAACCGAUGCCUUUUGGCUGGUGCCCCACUUCGAGAAAAUGCUUUACGACAAUGCGCUACUGGCCCGACUCUAUCUUCAUGCCUAUCAGUUAACGAACAAGGAACUUUAUCGCCGGAUAACUGAGGAGACCCUGGACUAUGUUCUCAGGGAGAUGACGGACUCGCUGGGGGGGUUCUACUCUGCUCAGGACGCCGACAGCGAAGGAGUUGAGGGAAAGUUCUUUGUCUGGACACCUGAUGAAAUACGGGCAAUUCUGGGAGACGCCGACGGGAAUCUGUUUGGAGGGUUUUACGGGGUUACCGACGCCGGUAAUUUCGAGGGUUCAAAUAUAUUGAACGUGCCGCAGGAUCCCCAGGCUUUUGCGUUGGACCACGGGAUUAGCGAGGGGUAUCUGAACUCCAUAGUCGCCCGGGGUAAAGUGCACUUGUUGACUGAAAGGGAGGAACGGAUUCACCCCUUCAGAGAUGACAAGGUAAUUUCCUCGUGGAACGGAUUGAUGCUCAGGGCUUUCGCCGAGGCCGGAGUGACCCUAAAGCGGCCUGAUUACCUGGCCGCCGCCUCGGCCAAUGCUAAUUUCCUACACAAUGAGAUGUUCAAAGAUGGUCGACUGCUGCGCACCUACCGUGAUGGUCAGGCCAAGUUGCAGGGUUUCCUUGAAGACUAUUCUUGUGUGGCCGACGGUUAUCUAGCUCUUUAUGAGGCCACUUUCGAGCGAGUUUGGCUGGACCGGGCCGUUAUGCUGGCCGACACCAUGAUCGAACUCUUUUGGGACGAUGGAGUUGGAGGGUUUUUCGACACAGGCACAGAGCACGAGUCGCUGGUAACGAGGCCCAGGGAUGUUUUCGACAAUGCUCAGCCAUGCGGCGGUUCCGUUGCGGCGGAGGUAUUGCUCCGCUUGGCCAUACUUACCGGGAACGAAGACUACAACCUCAAGGGCUCCCAGCCCUUAAGGCCGAUCAGUAGGGUGAUGUCUCAGGCCCCGGGUGGAGCGGCGUACUGGCUUGGGGUAUUGGAUUUCUACGUGUCGAUCCCCAAGGAAAUAGCCGUGAUAGGGCCGGCAGGCGAUCCUGAUACCGAGGCGCUGAGGGAUGAGGUGUUUGGACGCUAUCUACCAAACAAGGUCGUGGUAGGGCUGGACCCUGCACAGUCCCCUUACAGUGAUACAGAUAGGUCACCCACUGAUGGGAUACCCUUGUUGGAGGGGCGAGAAAAACUGAACGGCGGGCCCAUUGCGUAUGUGUGCCAGAACUAUGUGUGCCAAUUACCCGUAACCGAUGCCGAAUCGCUGGCGAAACAACUGGAAGAUUAA